Messenger RNA from Aphis gossypii (cotton aphid), 501 nucleotides. RefSeq lists its product as uncharacterized. NCBI's taxonomy places the organism in Eukaryota, Metazoa, Arthropoda, Insecta, Hemiptera, Aphididae. The coding region runs from base 1 to 501 and encodes 166 amino acids. The transcript is spliced from 4 exons. The record is from RefSeq and is a predicted model, not a curated record.
AUGAAAACUUCUUUAUUAAUCAAUCUCAUUGUGAGUGUAAUUUUUGUUAAUUCAGAUAAAGGUAAACCAUUGUCGUUUCAACAAUUCCCAUAUGGUAUAUACCGAUUAAAAUUCCUAGGAAUACUUCGUUGUAAAUAUGUUAAGUCAAAUGAUAAAAUUAAAUAUGAUGUUCAUGUAAGCAAAAAGUCUGCCAAUACCACAGAAAUCGUAGGAACCGUAACGAAUUCAAUACCAUUUAAUGACUCCCUCAAUUUGGAAUUAAAUAUGGCGGUAAAAGAUUCUAUUGGUGGUUGGAAGGAAAAUGCUUUUUUGUAUAAGUCCCCCAAAGCUUGUUCAACACUCAUGAAAUUUUUAGGACCGGCUUGGACUGUACUGGUGGAUUCUGCAGGACACCGAAAUGGGACAUGUCCUUUUCCCAAGGGUUUUUAUAAAUUAGCCAACAUAGAUACUGAUACUUUUAUGAAUACCAAUUUUAGUUUAGUUGAGUACCAAAACAAUUAA